Messenger RNA from Letharia lupina, 1068 nucleotides. RefSeq lists its product as uncharacterized. The transcript is spliced from 2 exons. The record is from RefSeq and is a predicted model, not a curated record. Bases 1 to 1068 code for a protein of 355 amino acids. Lineage: Eukaryota; Fungi; Ascomycota; Lecanoromycetes; Lecanorales; Parmeliaceae.
AUGGUAUCCCUCUCCACCCUCAAAACCCUCCUCUUCACUGUGGGGCCCCUCCUCAUUCCUAGGCUCAUAACCUGGUAUCGCACCCAAAAAGUCAAGGCAGUCACUGCCCCUGCCCCUGUGCAACCGGUACCUGGGCCAGUCUCCAAGUCCCUCACCAUCCUCUUCCUCUCCGCCGUCCUCGCCCUCGUUUCCACCCUUCCCUAUUUCGCUCCCGAGAAUAUCUUCACCACAACAUCCUCGCGCUUGCAAACCUCCAACGAUGUCCUCUUCACCCGCCUCAACCUCGCCCGCGGAGUCUCUGGGCUCACCGAGGCUGACAGCGUCCUACGGCCAAAGAUCGCUUCCUUGGACGCACGGCUUCUCUACUUCACAUACGGUCCCGAUGUCUUGACGAACUGUCCUUUCUGCAACUCCGACCAGCCAUCCACAUACUUCUACUAUGCUCUCCCCUCGAUCGCCCUUCCUCACCUCCUCCACACCUUCGCCCUCGGUCUCGCGACUUCCUCGGCCAUGUCUGGCGCUUACGGGAAGAGAUGGCGUAACGUCGUGACGAUUAUAGGCAUGGGACUCGCGGUGGUGGAGUGUUAUCUCUUCGGUAGCUAUGAGUGGAAAGCCAAUGCGCGUGCUGUUCGACCGGAGCAGUACAUCCAUUUCUUCUGGCGGAUGCGUGUGGUCCGUGGCAUCAUCAUAGCUCUAGCAGACGUCCUCGUCGCCGGGCUCCUCUGGCUGUCUUCCACGAACCGCAUGUUCGUAGUACCCCCGAGUGCGGCGGAGAGAAUGGAGACGGCGAUGCGGGUGCUGGAAAGUGCGAGGGCGAAGCUGCAGGCUGUGGGGAUCAUGAGGAACGUCGUCGUGAGGGAUGAGGGGUUGAGAAGGAAGACGGAGGCAUAUUGGAGGAAAGAAGGGCAGGUGAUGGGAGAGGUGAUGGAUGAGAGGGAGGUUGUGGAAGGGAUGAGGAAUGCGCUGAGUGGCAGGAUUCAAGUGGCCAAGGUAGAAGAGGACGCGAGGAAAUAUGCGGAGGGCAUCACGAGUUUUCAGGAGUUGCAGUUGCAGCAGCAGGUUGGAUAG